This is a messenger RNA of Diachasma alloeum, 2025 nucleotides long. RefSeq lists its product as uncharacterized. The record is from RefSeq and is a predicted model, not a curated record. The coding region runs from base 1 to 2025 and encodes 674 amino acids. The transcript is spliced from 3 exons. NCBI's taxonomy places the organism in Eukaryota, Metazoa, Arthropoda, Insecta, Hymenoptera, Braconidae.
AUGAGAAAUACGAGAGUUUUCUUACUCGAAUGCAAAAGAAAUAACAUCGCACCGAGCCACAUUGCCAAGAACAUCAAGGCAGUUACUUUUCUCCAGUUUCAGGAUCAUCCUUUUAAGAAUGAUACGGAUAAACUGGUUGGAAGAUUCAGUAAGCCUGUAUUAAACUUGGAAAUAAAGAUUACUAUUUGGAGGAUUAAACAGCUUGAGGGUGAAUGUCUGAGAUUGAAGCAUGACCUUGGAGACAACAUAUCACCAGAACUGAUGGGAGAUCUGGGGUUUAAGAUCAGAGAGAUCCAGGAGGGCACGUUCACUCGAGUGAAGCGACAUAACAGGAAGAAGUUCAAUGCCCUGUUGCAGAAUACGUCGUCGGUGAAGGUAUCAACACACCACGAAUCAGUCAUACACAAUUUUACAUCUGUCGUGUUACCUGAAGAAGUGAAGCGAGUCUUGUGUCUCGAGUCAAAAUUUGGUCUAGAUGUGGGUGACCAGAGUUUACCCAUUCCGAGAAUCAUUAAAGACAUGGAAGUUUGCAUCCAGAGUCUGUCGGUUAAUGAUACGAGCCCUGAAGAUCAAGGGGAAGCGAGGAAUGUGAUCAGGUCACAGAUGGUGAAUAUUGCCACUAAUUUCCAGAAUCGGCCAAAGGUCAGCAUGAACAACCAGCUGGCUCAUGACAUCAGAGUGACGAGGAGAUUCUUGGAGGACAAUAACCAAGUUUUACUCACAAGGUCAGACCAGGGGGGUGCCACAGUGCUGAUGUUUAGGGACGAGUACCUGAGGGUGAUGAAGGAGAUGUUGGCUGAUAAGAUGACUUACCGGAAGACCAACAAAGACCCGACUUCACGAUUCCAAACGAGUGCGAAUGCUCUGGUGGAGACGUUGAAGAAGGAAGGGGUAGUGAGUGAUGAAAAGGCCAAGUAUCUGAAGACCCACAAUGCUGUGAUGCUGAAAAUGCCAGUUGUGAGCUGCGUGAAGGCACCGAGUUAUAAAGUGGGGAGGUUCUUUCAUACACUCCUGUCCAAGGUUCAUAAGUCAUCAGAGGUAAACAUUAAGAAUUCGCAGGAAUUUGUGGAGUUUGCCAGGAACACCAGGCUUCCUGAGGGUUAUGUUUUGAUUUCAUUGGAUGUUGUGUCGCUGUUCACUAACAUACCUAAGGAACUAGUCAUCAAGAUCGUGGAGGACAAUUGGGAGGAGUGGUCAUCGCUGGUCUCGGCAUCGAAAGAGGUGGUGCUGAGCCUCAUUAAGUAUUGUUUUGAGGCGAGCUACUUCUCAUUUGACAAUGAGAUCUACUGUCAGCUAGAUCGGAGUGGCAUGGGCAAUCCAGCGAGCACAGGCUUGGCAGGCCUUGUGAUGAACCAUGUGGUUUCGAAGGUGAUUGGUGAAUUGCCUUUUGUGGUCCCGUGGAUUAAGGUGGAUGUGGACGACACGAUUCUGGCGGUGCCGAAAGAUCGGGUGGAGGAAGUACGGGAGAGGUUCAACUCCGUACAUGACCGUAUCCAGUUCACGGUUGAGCAGGAGACGAAUAACGUGCUCUGCUUUCUGGAUGUUGAAGUCCAUCGUGGCGAGGAUGGUACGCUGAGGACAAACUGGUAUCAAAAACCAACCAGUGCAGGUAUAGUCGUUAAUUUCAGGUCGAAUCAUCCAACCUCACAGAAGAUCGGAGUAGUUUUUCGACUGCUGCAUCGUGCUCUUGGCUUGAGCGAUCAAGAGUUUCAUGAUGAAAAUGUGAGGAAGACGAGGCAGUUGUUGGGGGUGAGAGUGAGGCAGCACAAGAAUGAUGGUGCACCUCGGAAGAUCUUGAAGGAGGAAAAAACUGCUUCAGCCGCUCAUCAUUUCCGCCCUGGUCAUCGCUUUAAAUUCGAUGAAACAAGUGUUCUGGAUUCAGAACCGGACUGGAAGAAGAGGAAUAUUGUGGAGAUGAUCCACAUAUUCCUCAACGACACGGUGAAUAAACGUGAGGACACCCAAGGGCUCAGUAAUAUGUACAGCAACAUCCUGAGAAGAUUUAAACGGGAUGGGGAUAAAUAA